This is a messenger RNA of Dama dama (fallow deer), 948 nucleotides long. Its product is annotated as olfactory receptor 56A3-like. The record is from RefSeq and is a predicted model, not a curated record. The transcript has a single exon. Bases 1 to 948 code for a protein of 315 amino acids. Gene Ontology annotation, biological process: G protein-coupled receptor signaling pathway. Gene Ontology annotation, cellular component: membrane. Gene Ontology annotation, molecular function: G protein-coupled receptor activity; olfactory receptor activity. NCBI's taxonomy places the organism in Eukaryota, Metazoa, Chordata, Mammalia, Artiodactyla, Cervidae.
AUGACAGUACACCAAAAUGGCAAUAUCUCCACUGAGGCUUCAGAUUUCCUCCUCAAUUGUUUUGCUAGGUCCCCAAGCUGGCAACUCUGGUUGUCCCUGCCCCUUAGCCUCCUUUUUUUACUGGCCAUGGGGGCCAACACCACCCUCUUGACCACCAUCCGGCUGGAGGCCUCUCUACAUGAGCCCAUGUACUACCUGCUUAGCCUCCUAUCUCUGCUGGACAUGGUACUCUGCCUCACUGUCAUCCCCAAGGUCCUGGCCAUUUUCUGGUUUGACCUCAGGUCCAUCAGCUUCUUUGCCUGCUUCUUUCAGAUGUUCAUCAUGAAUUCCUUCCUUGCCAUGGAGUCCUGCACAUUCAUGGUCAUGGCCUAUGACCGCUAUGUGGCCAUCUGCCAUCCUCUGAGGUACCCAUCCAUCAUCACUGACCAAUUUGUUGUCAAGGCAGCCAUUUUCAUUUUGGCAAGAAAUUCCCUUACUAUUCUGCCCAUUCCUAUUCUCUCAGGACUACUCCAUUAUUGUGGGAGAAAUGUCAUUGAGAACUGCAUCUGUGCCAAUAUGUCUGUGUCCAGGCUCUCUUGUGAUGAUAUUACCAUCAAUCGCCUCUAUCAGUUUGCAUUUGGCUGGGCACUGCUGGGAUCUGACCUAAUCCUCAUCUUCCUCUCCUAUACCCUCAUACUGCGGGCUGUGCUGAAACUCAAGUCAGAAGGAGCUGUGGCCAAGGCCCUAAGCACGUGUGGCUCCCACUUCAUCCUGAUCCUCUUCUUCAGCACCAUCCUCCUGGUCUUUGUCCUCACUCACGUGGCAAAGAAGAAGGUGUCCCCUGAUGUGCCAGUUUUGCUCAAUGUCCUCCACCAUGUCAUUCCUGCAGCCCUCAACCCCAUUGUCUAUGGGGUACGAACCCAGGAGAUUAAGCAAGGAAUCCAGAGGUUACUGAAGAAAGGAUGGUAA